Eufriesea mexicana is the source of this 1822-nucleotide messenger RNA. Its product is annotated as thioredoxin reductase 1, mitochondrial-like. Gene Ontology annotation, molecular function: thioredoxin-disulfide reductase (NADPH) activity; flavin adenine dinucleotide binding; glutathione-disulfide reductase (NADPH) activity. Gene Ontology annotation, cellular component: mitochondrion; cytosol. Bases 95 to 1693 code for a protein of 532 amino acids. Gene Ontology annotation, biological process: cell redox homeostasis; cellular response to oxidative stress; glutathione metabolic process. NCBI's taxonomy places the organism in Eukaryota, Metazoa, Arthropoda, Insecta, Hymenoptera, Apidae. The record is from RefSeq and is a predicted model, not a curated record. The transcript is spliced from 8 exons.
ACACGUUGUGCUCCGUGAACAAUCUUAUCGUAUAUCGUGAAAUACGAGUGUCAUUAGGGUGACGUCACGUGGCCGUGGUCGGCUGACAAUAAUCAUGGCGACGUUAACGCUGCUCGCGAAGUUUAUGACAUUCCGCUUCGCUUACUCCAAAUUGAUUGAAUUGCCAUGGUCCAGAUGUAACACUUAUCCUUAUGGAAGAACUGCGAUGGCUUGCAUGUGUACUGAUCAGAAAUUUAUGUACGACCUACUUGUUAUUGGUGGUGGAUCAGGAGGUUUAGCAGCAGCCAAAGAAGCAGUAAAUUUAGGUGCAAAAGUUGCAGUUCUCGAUUUUGUUACACCAACUCCUCGAGGUACCACUUGGGGCUUAGGUGGUACUUGUGUAAAUGUUGGUUGUAUACCAAAGAAGUUGAUGCACCAAGCUGCAUUAUUAGGGGAAGCAAUUCACGAAGCAGCAGCUUAUGGUUGGCAAAUACCAGAUCCAGAAGCUAUUAAAAUUGAUUGGGUAGCAUUAAGAACAUCAGUACAAAAUCAUGUAAAAUCUGUAAAUUGGGUUACACGUGUAGAACUUAGAACAAAAAAAAUCGAAUACAUCAACGCACUUGGUUAUUUUAAAGAUGCACAUACAAUAUGUGGAAAAAUGAAGAAUGGAGAAGAAAAACUGUAUACAGCAAAGAAUAUUUUAAUUGCAGUAGGUGGUAGACCAAGAUAUCCUGAUAUUCCUGGUGCUUUGAAAUAUGGUAUAACCAGUGAUGAUAUUUUUAGUUUAGAAAAAGCUCCAGGAAAGACUCUUGUUGUUGGUGCUGGAUAUAUUGGUUUAGAAUGUGCUGGGUUCUUAAAUGGUUUAGGUUAUGAUGCAACAAUAAUGGUACGCUCAAUUGUAUUACGAGGAUUUGAUCAGCAAAUGGCAAAUACUGUUGCUGAGGAAAUGACAAGGCGUGGUGUUCACUUUAUUUAUGAAGCAAAGCCAUCGAGAAUUGAAAAACAAAGUGAUGAGCGGCUGCUUGUACAUUGGGUUGAUAAAGAUGGGACAACACAUCAAGAUAUUUUUGACACUGUUCUUUUCGCUAUUGGUCGCAAACCGCUUACAGAAGAACUGAAACCAGAGAAUAUCGGUCUCAAACUUAUUCCUGAUACAGCAAAAAUAGACGCAAUAGAUGAACAAACGAAUGUUCCAAAUGUAUAUGCUGUUGGUGAUGUGCUUCAUAAAAAACCAGAAUUAACUCCUGUUGCUAUACUCGCGGGUCGAUUAUUAGCAAGAAGGUUAUUUGGAAACUCAACAGAACAAAUGGAUUACAUUAAUGUAGCGACAACAGUAUUUAGUCCUCUAGAAUAUGGUUGUGUUGGUCUCAGCGAAGAAGCAGCAAUUGCUAUUCACGGAGAAGAAAAAAUAGAAAUUUAUCAUGCAUAUUACAAACCAACGGAAUUUUUCGUACCACAAAAGGAUGUUUCUAAUUGCUAUUUGAAAGUUGUUGCUUUUAGAAAUGGUGAUCAAAGAGUGCUUGGUAUGCAUUUCAUUGGUCCUAAUGCCGGUGAAGUGAUUCAAGGUUUUGCUGCUGCUAUGAAAUGUAAUUUGACAUUCCCAAAAUUAAAAGAAACAGUUGGAAUUCAUCCAACAGUGGCAGAAGAGUUUACACGUGUAUCAGUAACUAAACGUUCUGGACUUGACCCUAAGCCGCAGAGUUGUUGUAGUUAAAAAUGUGUAAUACUAGACUUGUUGCAUUGCUGAUAUUUGUGAAUAUUUUUAAGUAUGAUUAACGAUAAACGUUACUCAUACUUACUGUACCGACUACUUGCUCCGGAUUUAAUUUUUUAAGUAAAGCUC